GACUCACAUUUAGAUGACGUAUGACGUAUGAACAUAUGCUACAUGCUACCGGAACGAAAGGAAAAUAGAUAUGCACGUUAUUUUCGAUAUAUUUUUUUAUCUGUUACUCCGUAAUUCUUAAAUAUUCUCCGGUAUCAGAAUGUUAUCACUAGGCUGUCUGCUCUGUUACGGAAUAUCACUGGCUAUAUUUAUUAUAAUUUUGUUUUGUGUAACAAUAUAUAUAACAAGUGAACAGUAUCCCAAAAUUUGGAGGGAUGAAAAUGAAAAGUUCUUUUUCAACUAUCAAACAGAGAUGAGGGAAGCAUUCCCUUCGUUACAUGAUCCUUGGAGUGUACAUCUCAGUGUCAUUAUACCUGCUUACAAUGAAGAGCAGAGAUUGCCAGCAAUGUUGGAUGAAUGUUUGGAAUAUUUAGAAAAACGUGCAGAAUCUGAAUUUACUUAUGAAGUGAUAGUAGUCAGUGAUGGCAGCACAGACAAAACUGUGAAUGUUGCACAGAAUUAUGCAUCAAAAUAUAAUACUCUGAGAGUGUUAAAUCUUGUUAAAAAUAGAGGGAAAGGUGGUGCUGUAAGACUGGGUAUGCUAAGUGCAAGAGGCAGCGCAUUGUUAUUUGCAGAUGCAGAUGGUGCUACCGAGUUCAGUGAUCUAAAAAAAUUAGAUGAGAGUUUAAUAAAGGUUUUAGGAUUCGAUUAUACAAGCAAACCUGAAAAAACAGCAUUAUCGGACGCGAUAAUAUGUGGAUCAAGAGCGCAUUUAGAAAAAGAAGAAACCGCAAAGCGAUCUUACUUCCGAUUAUUCCUUAUGCACGGAUUCCAUUUUUUAGUCUGGCUGUUGUGCGUAAAAGACAUUAGAGAUACGCAGUGCGGAUUUAAACUUCUAACGAGAAAAUCAGCGAGGACGAUAUUUGAAGCGUUACAUGUCGAACGCUGGGCUUUUGACGUAGAAAUGCUUUAUAUCGCACAGACUCUUAAUAUUCCUAUAACUGAAAUAGCAGUAAAUUGGAUCGAAAUUGAAGGUUCCAAAAUAAUACCGUUUUGGAGUUGGUUGCAAAUGGGCAGAGAUUUACUUUUUAUCUGGCUUAGAUACAAUAUCGGCGCAUGGAAGAUAAAUAAGCCCAAAACAAACUAAUAUUAAAUAUUACAUAAAAAGUUUGUGGAGGAAUCCUUAUUUCCAUUGAUCUUUCCUAAUCUUUUUUGUAAAAAUGUUUUUAUAUAAUAAAAUAUAUUAUUAUAGU
Molecule: messenger RNA, 1232 nt
Organism: Formica exsecta
Lineage: Eukaryota; Metazoa; Arthropoda; Insecta; Hymenoptera; Formicidae
Product: dolichyl-phosphate beta-glucosyltransferase-like
Exons: 5
Coding region: 140-1126 (328 amino acids)
Cellular component (GO): endoplasmic reticulum membrane
Source: RefSeq, a predicted model, not a curated record